UCAUGAAAUAUGGACGGCUGUGGUUGUGCUUUUGAUAAUAAUGGUCGUGCUUUAGCACUGUUAACCCCAGACGGUCGCCUGAAAAUAUGGGACUGCACUGCUGGAUCAUUAAAGCAUGAAUAUACUCCACCAUCGCACCUUUCUUCGUCCUGUAGUUGCCUCAAAUGGAGUCGAACUUCGAGAUCUGUGACAAAUCAAAGAAGAAAGAAAUCAAAGACUUCAAGACAGUCAUCAAGUUCAAAUGCCAGUGAUUCAAUAGCACUUGGUACAUCUUCAGGCGAUGUUCUUUUAUAUAAUGUGGCUGCUGGGGAAGUAGAUCAGAAAUUGGAGGGCGGACAUGACAGUAGAGUUAAUGACCUGUGUUGGAGUGACGAUGAUGGCACAUUGUUUUCUUGUUCAAAUGAUAAACAUAUAACUGAGUGGAAUACAGAAAAUGGGCAGAGAAAAUGUAAAUGGAAAGCAGAUAAACAUGGUGUAAGGUGUAUGCGACUUGGUCCAAAAGGAAGUACUCUUCUCUCGGCUGGUAGAAGUAUUAAACUUUGGGACCUGGAGACAAAAGAAGCUCUUAAGAAAUUUACUGGUCAUGCAUCUCCAGUAACACAUCUCCAGUUCAUCCCAAGUAACUUGUCACAUGAUUCAAAUGCAAAUCAUAUUCCAAAUAAUGGUAUCAGUGGCCAGUACUUUAUUUCAGGAGCAGAGCAGGAUAGAUUAAUGAACAUAUGGUAUGUCAACUUAGACUCGCCGGAAAAAAAUGCACUAGUCUCACUUUCAAUCACAGAUGAGCCAAUAGCAGUGGAUGUUAUACGACAAAGUAACAGAAACAAGCCAAUUCACAUUGCUAUUGCCUCAAAAGAUGGUCAGCUACAUAUUUUUGAAUAUUCACUCAAUGGUGGUGGUAAGAGGCCAUUGAGGCCCAAAAGGACUAUUCAACUAACAUCUUCAGAAAAAAAGGAUGGAACUCAACCUCCUAUACCUGUACUGUGUGUGCGCUUGUUGUCUGAAGGAGAACCUGAAGCAUUGAUUGCUUAUGGAUCAACACUCAAACCACAGUUUGAGACUCUGGCUUAUUCAACAAUGGAGGAACACACUCAUCUUGUAAGGGAGAGCUCUUCAAAUCUUCUUCUCAAUGAUGGUGCUCAUGAACCUUUUCAAAUCGACAAAGGGAAGGCACCAUCUUCAGAAGUGACAACUCUAGGUCCUGGAAACAUGGCACGGGCAACUCCUGCCAUGGUGUUGGAUGAGGGAAGGAGCAAGUUGAAGCGAAAAGCUGAACAUGAAAAAAAGGAAUCUCUCGAAGAACAGAGUAUUGAGGACAGACUGAAGGCAAUCAAUGCUGAAGCUGCUGAGACAUCAAGGAAAAGAGGAAGUGACCGCCCCACGGCUGAUUCAUUGGCCCAGAUGCUCAUACAAGCUCUUCAUAGUCAAGAUAACUCUCUAAUGGAGACUGUGUUAUGGCAUGGCAGUGUUAAUAAAUCAAUCAUGAAGAAUACAGUCAGAAGACUUCCAGUGAAUCUCGCAGUUCCAUUCUUGAGAGAGCUUGUUCACAAAAUUCAAGCCGCACCAGGAAGGGGGGAAGGCUUGGUGUUGUGGAUCAAACAUAUUUUAAGCACACACAUGGCAUAUCUUAUGACGGUGCCAGACCUUGUGGAUUCCCUCAGUGGAUUAUAUGCCAUGUUAGAAUCACGUGUCAGUGUUUUUAGUAAAUUGUGUAAACUACAAGGGCGCUUGGAUCUGAUGCUGUCGCAGGUGGACUCUCAAAGUCAAAACAAUCAAGAGGAAGAGGAGCAUGUUGAACCCACUGUUGUGUAUCAAGAGGAAGAUUCAGAUGAGGAACCGCUUGUACCUAUUGAGGUUGAACACUCGGAGUCUGAUGAAAAUUGGGAUGAAAAUGAAGAAGAAAAUGACACGGAAGAGGAAAGUGACAAUGAAAAUGAGAUCGAAGUGGAAAAUGAAUCUGACGACGAUGAAUCUGACGGUUGAAUGAACAAAAUCAUGCACACAGAUCACGUUGUAAUUAGGUUUUAACGAAUAAAUAAUUGUUCAUAUUUGAAA
Pocillopora verrucosa is the source of this 2052-nucleotide messenger RNA. The record is from RefSeq and is a predicted model, not a curated record. Lineage: Eukaryota; Metazoa; Cnidaria; Anthozoa; Scleractinia; Pocilloporidae.